This is a messenger RNA of Lates calcarifer (barramundi perch), 3337 nucleotides long. Its product is annotated as serine/threonine-protein kinase pim-3. The record is from RefSeq and is a predicted model, not a curated record. Gene Ontology annotation, molecular function: protein serine/threonine kinase activity; ATP binding. The coding region runs from base 657 to 1649 and encodes 330 amino acids. The transcript is spliced from 6 exons. Gene Ontology annotation, biological process: protein autophosphorylation; negative regulation of apoptotic process; regulation of mitotic cell cycle. Gene Ontology annotation, cellular component: cytoplasm. NCBI's taxonomy places the organism in Eukaryota, Metazoa, Chordata, Actinopteri, Centropomidae.
GGGCGUCUCGUACUAUGAGGAAGUAGUGCGCGGAGAAAAUUGUUAUUUCGGUGAUAAUUUCGAACAAAAGUGGGACGAAAUUAUAAUAUGUGCCAGGUUGUUUUACUUGAAUGAGUAUAUCACGGAGAAGCGACGAUUUAACGUUGGAUUUUAACUAGAAGUGUCGACUUGUAUUGGUGGCGGAGGGAUACCGCCAUAACACUGCGCGUCAAAAUAUUGGCUUGGGAAGACCGCGCCAAAGCUCAGACAGCGGCCACUCUUCAGGCGAACAACACACUGCGGAGGGCCUUUAAACGCAACCCAACGGUCGAUACGGCUACUGUACACAGCGGAGUAUUCGGUUUUUUUUAAACACCCUACGAGGACUGUUUUUCGUCGGAGGUGCUUGACUCGAGACACAGAAGUCAGAUUUCAUGCCGGUUUUCGGGAAACGGUGUGCGACUUCACGGUCGUGACACGACUUUGACGGGCGCGGUGCGGCGGAGUUGGUUGGCGCACUGCUGGACUGGGAUAUAUUUAUUCGCUUUGCAGCCAAGACGGUCCGCACCACCAUUUAAACUGCGCCUGAAUCCACUUCGCCUCCACACCGCAUUUCUUCUUCUUUACUCUCAAACGGGUGGAUAGGAAUCAGUCGUCGCCGGCUUUUCACCUCGAAUAUGUUGCUGUCAAAGUUUGGUUCAUUUUCGCAUAUUUGCAAUCCUUCAAGUAUGGACCAUCUACCCGUGAAAAUACAGCUCCAGCCGGUCAAAGUGGAAAAGGAGUCCUUCGAAAAGGUUUACCAAGUGGGAUCGGUGCUGGGCAGCGGAGGGUUUGGAACAGUGUACGCCGGCAGCCGGAUCUCUGAUGGCGCACCGGUCGCGGUGAAGCAUGUCGCGAAGGAGAGGGUGACCGAGUGGGGCACAAUUAACGGAGCUAUGGUGCCUUUGGAAAUCCUGCUGCUGAAGAAGGUCAGCUCGUCUUUUCGCGGAGUUAUCAAAUUGCUGGACUAUUACGAGCGCGCCGACGGCUGGCUGAUCGUCAUGGAGAGGCCGGAGCUCGUCAAGGACCUUUUCGACUUCAUCACCGAGAAGGGCGCCCUGGACGAGGACACAGCUCGGGGCUUUUUCCGCCAGGUGUUGGAGGCGGUCAGACACUGCUACAGCUGCGGUGUAGUACACAGAGACAUCAAAGAUGAAAACCUGCUGGUGGAUCUACGCACCGGGGAGCUCAAGCUUAUUGACUUUGGCUCGGGGGCGAUUCUCAAGGACACUGUCUACACCGAUUUUGACGGUACAAGAGUGUACAGCCCACCGGAGUGGAUCCGCUUCCAUAGAUACCACGGUCGCUCGGCGACGGUGUGGUCGCUAGGCGUGCUGCUGUACGACAUGGUGUGUGGAGACAUCCCCUUUGAGCAGGACGAGGAGAUCCUCAGAGGGAGACUGUACUUCAGGAGGAGGAUUUCAGCCGAGUGCCAGCAGCUGAUCAAAUGGUGCCUGGCCCUGCGGCCCUCGGACCGGCCCACCCUGGAGCAGAUCUGCGACCACCCCUGGAUGAGGGCGACAGCUGAGUCGCCCAAGUCGCCGGAGGAGCCGGUCGCCGGCGACAUCCGCCUCAGGACCAUCGACACAGACUCUUCGUCAAGCACAAACUCGAGCAAGGAGAGCCUCUGAGGACGGCUCUGACGAACUGAAAAAGGACUCUCCGGGGGGGAAGAAGGGGUGGGGAUGGACGGAGUGAUAUGGACUCGAGGCCAGCAGCCUGUAGCCCGACUGGCCCAUCAGUGGCCGGGCGCUCGACUCCACUGGUCCGGCAGAAAAAUGUACUUUAAUUUUCCUCUUUUUGUAGGGAAUUUCUAAUUUAUUACUAUUUGUUUCUCCUUAUCUUAUUCCCCCAUCCCCUCUUUUUUCCUCUCAGUUGAUUAUACUUGUUUCCUAAUGGGGAACAUUUUGCUGUUUGGGCGGUCUUACCAGCACUAUUUAUCCACCCCACCCCACCCCCCACUCCUGUUUUUAACUUUAUUUUACUUGUUUUGUUACUAGGCUGGUAUAUAUGCAGCUGGCAAGGCCCUCCUAUUCAGACAUGGCUGCUCUCAUAGAGCUUGGAAAAAAAACUUUUAUUUAAAUGUUUUAAUUUUGAUUUUGGAGUGCCUUUUUUUGGAAAGCUGCUUUUCUGGGGGUGGGAGGGGUGGGAGGGGCGGGAGGGGGGGCUUUUGUCAACAACAACAACAACCCUGUUUUUUUUUUUCGGAUUUACCCCUGGUGGUUAAGUUGCCUGUGCUGUGAUGGAAGGAGGGGUUUAAAGGCUGUCCCCACCCACCCCACCCAACCAAUCCUCCUCUCCAUCACUGUAAGCCAACCAACCCCCUCCCCUCCCCUCUUUGCCCCCCCCAGCCAAGAGGCUAACAUAGCAUUAGUACAGAGGGAAGGAGGUGGGGGCUCUUCCUGACAAUGAAAUACUUGAAACACUUGACUCAAACUCUGUGUCGCUCUCUUUAACGCUGCUCACUCACUCUAUAGCCUGAACAGGUGUUUUUGGAAACUGGAUCCUGUCUUUUCUGAAUGUCUACAAAAUGUCAACCCUCCCUCCCCCCAACCCCCCUCCCCCAAAAUGCCUGUUGUGGGGUGACUUAUAUUUUCUUUUCGCCUCCCGCCAUCUCACUGCUUAACACUACAUGGCCCCCGCCCCUGGCCUCCCUCAGGGUUUGGGGGUGUGAAAUGCACAAUCAAUGCAAUAUUCAUGGACUCAAUUCUGUUUUUUUUUUUUUUUUAAUUCAACAAAUAUUGUACAGCGUGUAUUUUUUUUCUCUUUUUGUGUGUGUACAUUUCCCCCCCUUUGCAUUAAUUUAUUUGUCAACAUGUAGACAUUCCACACUCUGUGGCUAUUUAUUUAUUUAUUGUCUAUGCUUAAAAUCCCCCCGCCCCCUUUAAAAAUUUGCAUAUCCUACUUGGCCUUUGGUUUGCAUUCCUAUAACUUAUUUCUACAUUUCAACAUUUUUUUUAGAUGUGGAGGAUGCACUGAAGCAGUUGUCGAUGUAAAGCAGAAUAAAACAAGUUUACUUAAAUUUGAAAAGAGCAUUUGAAUGUUAUUUAAAUACUUCUUUAAAAGAAAAAAGUCUGUCAGUAGUGUCGAAUGGUUAAGUAUCAGAGAAAUCCACCUGGUUUCUGUACUGUCAAGAUUAAUUUGAGUUCUAUGGAGAAGCUAAACAACGGGUGAAAACAGCUUUCGUAGUUGUCACAUAGCCUCAUCAUUGGAGACCUUUUCAGUUUAGCUGUGUGACUUUGUGGCUGUGAAGGAUGGAUAUUGCUAUUUUUUGAUACAGAAGUUUCAAUUAAACUCCCAUUUUUAUGUACAGAAAUAA